ACAGAUACGUCACAAUAGAGAUUACGAGUACUUCGCCAAGCACAAGGUUGCAUCUUAUUUAGAGUGGAGAUCAGUGGUUGCAUCACAAUGCAUAAAUCAUCGGACUUGCAUUCAAGUACAUGUCGUAUGUGCACACAAUAAUGCCCAAAACUAAAUGCACCAUCGAAAUCAGCGAUCCCGGAAAUACUUAAGUCCAGCUGGACAAGUUUGUGGCACCCUCGAUUGCUCUGCUGUCGCAAGGGUUGUAGGAUAUCUCGAUGGGUAGCAAGAAGAAGCGCAAGCGUGAACGCCGAUCAAGAUCCAGAUCGUCUUCUAGUGAAGACACCGACUACAGUAGAUCUCGCAGGAGGUCCAGGUCUAGAUCCAGAUCCAGACGUUCAAGGUCUAGGUCUAGAUCUAGGUCCCGUUCACGCUAUGAUGACAGAAGGGAAAAGUCUUCAAGAAGACAUAAGGACAAAAAGAAAUCAAAGGAUAAAGAUAGAUCAAGAAAUCGGAGCAGAUCUCGUGAGCGUAGUUCAAGAAGCCAUAAAACCUCAAGACGUCACUCCAGCUCCCGAUCAAGAAGUCGCUCAAGAGAUCGAGACUAUUCUAGAUCGAGCAAGAAAAGGUCCAGGAGAAGUCGAUCGAGAAGUAGGUCUAGGCACAGGUCGUCAUCAAGAUCAUAUUCUAGGUCAAGGUCAAGAUCUUGGUCAGGAGAUAGGAGACGCUCAAGAAGUCGCUCAAAGGAGAAACGCAGUAGCCGUGGGUCCAGCCAUUCUAAGAAGGAUGAUCAUUCAAAGGGCUCUGCUGAAAACAAUGGUGAUGCUUCAACAAGCAUGAACCCAGCGGAGAGCAUUAAAGUUAAGAUGCAGAAGGCCCUUGAAGCUGCAGCUUCUGCUGACGCCAAACUGAGAGGACAAGGUGUUCUUCCACAGGUUGUUAAACCAGAAAACCUAACACCAGCAGAAGAACUGAAGAGACAAAAGAUUCUUGACAAGUUGGAGAAGGACAGCUUUCAUCCAAAGAACUUUUCUUCAUCUGCCAGCGAUGUCAAGGCUAAAGAAACUCCACAAGGAAUGACGUUUGAAGCAUCACACGAUAGUGCUAUAUUUGGUUCUUCAUUGGAUGGAACAGAAGUGACUGUAUCCAAGCAAGCUUUUACAAGAGGACCUCGCUACAAAACAAAGACCUUUACCAGUCAAGCGAUAUCUGCAAGUUCUGAGGAAAAGGAAGAAAGGUGGAUUAAAAAACUUCAGGAGAUGAGGAGAGAGCGGCUACAGGAGAAUCCUGCUCGUUAUAAGAACAUCUUGAACAUUGUAAGGUCCUGAAAUAUUUUUCUUCAAUGCUGGAAGGUCAGGAUAUUAAAAGCAUUUUAUUAACAAAAAUAAUAAUAUGCAACAUUCAUGAAGCACAUUUAGCCAAAUACAAAGUUUGUAAGUACUGUGUACUAUUGCCCCGGCUUUAAGUACAGCUACUGUGAUUGGGUGCUUGAGCAUGCAUACUGGAAAGCCAUUUUCUACACAUGGGAGGGGAGCGGCAAAUGUAGAUGAAGGCAUUGACAAAAGUUGCAGUUGCUGUGGUUGGAUUUGAAUCCUGGGCCUUGCGGUUAAAAGUCCGGAGACCUAUGCACUGAGCCACAACACCUCUUGUCAUGAACAUUGGAAGGUUGUGAGAAUUCUUGAAAGAGUUUUAGAUGUGCAUAUUUAUAACACUGUAACCACCAAAAGAUGAAUAUCAGAACUGCUAGAGUUCAUUGGGUAGAGGUGACAUCCGCAGAGAGAGUGAAGCUCAGUCAGAGAAUAGGUCAAAGUUAUCAACUACUCUUGUCCGCUUUCUAAUGAUGACAUAUAUAAUUAUGAAUCAACAUGCUAUGAGAUGUGCUGUGGUGUGUCAAGGGCAAUUCUACAUCAUAAAUCAGUCAUCACUAGACGGGAGAAUAUAAUGAGCUACUGAAAAGGACAACAUGACCUGUAAAAAUAAAUUUGGUCUGCGAUGAGAUGUGCUGCAAUGUUUGGGUUAUGUUUACAGAGUCUAUAUCCAUCAUCAUUAGACGGAACACUGAAACCGCUGCGGAUUUAGUGAUGUCAACAUAUAGCUCAUAUAGAGGGAAAUAUUUAUCUAUGAAUUAUGAUGACUGCUGCAUGACUCAACUUGCAGUUUGACAAGUCAGACAAUUCAAAACAUUAUGUGCUGUUUUUUUUUUAAGUGAGAUGGUUCUCGACUGUGUCGAAUAUCGCUUCUCAGAUUCUUUAAAAAUGAUAGUUUUCUUUGUUCCAAAAAUAGUCAGAUUGACAGAAUAAACCAUGUGACCAUCAUGAAGAUACUAUCAUGAUUUUUUUUUAAUGUGACAAAAAUGCGAAAAGUGAAAUAUACAAGUGUGAAUUAGACCGUCUGGCAUUAGACUAAAUGACAGUUACUGAAGCGAGUACAAGAUCAAAUGUUGUCUGGACUAAGUGACAAUUGGACCUGCUUGAUAGUAGACCAAGUAGGUUUAGCCAUGAUGGCGUUAAAUUAAUCUAGAAGUAGACCAUGGCCCGUAUUCUGAAGUCAGGUUUAACUUAGACCAUGGUCUAACUCUUUGCUGAAAUUAUGGGAAGCCAAAAGUGUCAAAAUUUUUAUUAAGUUGUAUGUUUUUUAUGUUUGCUGUGCUCUUUCCUGAUUCAUGGAUGGUGCUGACAAUCAUCUUUUUAUGCUUCCUAUACAAUUAUGAAUGAUUUGAGAGCCAAAUGAGCUGAAAUAUGAUAUCUCUACUGUUAGUGAUUAACAUGACAACUUGCUAUCCAUACUUAAACCACAACUUUAAACCUGAGUUUAAGUUAAACCCGACUUCAGAAUACGGGCCCAUGUGGACAAAGCUGUGUUUGAUCAUCAGUUAAUAGCCCUGUGAAAAAUCUAAAUUAAACUCACCCAUUGUAGAAAAAAAUGAGUUUAAACACAACUUAAAGGACAAGUCUACAAACAGAUGAUUUUUUUUUUAUUUAAUGAAGAGAGAAAAAUCCAACAAGCAUAACACUGAAAAUUUCAUCAAAAUCAGUUUUUUUUUUUUUGAAGUGUUGCCUGAUUUUUAACAAAACAGUAUGCACAUCCUGGUUGUUUUGGAAAUGAGGGGACUGAUGAUGUCACCCACUAUUUCUUUUGUAUUUUAUUGUAUGAAAUAUUCUAAUUUUCUCCUCAUUGUCCUGUGAAACAAACUUUUAUUCCUCCCUGAACAUGAGGAACUACCUUUGUUUCAAAUUUUGUGGUUUGGUCAAGUUGGUCCUUAUUCUCAAAUCUGUAAAAAUUGAAAAAUUGAAAUAUUGUAUAAUUCAAACUAUAAAAACCCAAAGAAAAAGUGAGUGAUGGACAUCAUUAACUCUCUCAUUUGCUUGUCACUGAGUUGUUCAAAUAAAGAAAAAUUUCUUAUUUUUCAUCCAAUUUUGAUGAAAUUUUCAGCAUUAUGCCCGUUUGAUUUUUCGCUAUUGAUUCAAUCAACAUUUUUUUGGUGGACUUGACCUUAAAAAAAAUCAAACGCAAGUCCUAUUUCCACCCAUGAUUAGUAGAUAAAUUGAGUUGCGUUUGUUUUAUUGCAACUCUAUCAACAGCAAGCCAGUUUCCAUUGUCUCUGAUGUUAUUCUGGAAUGUGUAUUAAAUAUAAAUAACUCAUGCUA
Molecule: messenger RNA, 3626 nt
Organism: Lytechinus pictus (painted urchin)
Lineage: Eukaryota; Metazoa; Echinodermata; Echinoidea; Temnopleuroida; Toxopneustidae
Product: serine/Arginine-related protein 53-like
Exons: 10
Coding region: 258-1307 (349 amino acids)
Biological process (GO): alternative mRNA splicing, via spliceosome
Cellular component (GO): cytoplasm; nucleus
Source: RefSeq, a predicted model, not a curated record